CCAAAAGAUUUCACUAUCAACAAAAGUGAAGAGAGAGAGAGAGACGUCGGAGUAAGAGAAAUCGAAAGUGUGAGCGUGAGUUGACCGCAGGAUCCCAGUGAGAGCUAAACCAAAAAUGAUGAUGAGCUGCUGCAAAUGCCAUAACAGCAAAAGCAGCAGCAUCAGUAACAACAGCAGAACCAACAACAACAGCUUACUUGUAACUAAAAGUGACAUGAGGCCUUAACAACAACAACAACAACAACAACAACAACAACAACAACAACAAAAAAUCGAAAACAGCAGCAACAGAAACAGCCACAGGACAGAAGUUAACGCCAAGCACUAAAAACCAAAUUACAAACAAUUAAAAGGCGAGCACAACGAAGGAUCCUCAAACAAACAAAAAAAAGAAGCAAGGCGCUCAAAAUAGUGACAGCGGUACACACAGUGACACGCCCACGCACACAUUCACACAAACACACACACAGAGACACAGUAGUGAACACAAUGGUAAUAGCAAAGUUAAGCUAAAAACAACGGCCCAGGACAGCAGCAGGCGAUUUUCAACUGCAGCCGAGCCUUCAUCAUCAUCAGAAGCAGCAGCAGCAGCUGUAGAGACCGCAGCGUCUUUUUGCCUCCAGCUGCGUACAUCAGAAGCAGAAGCACAAGCAGUAGGAGUAGGAGCGGGAGCAGCGGCAGCGGCAGCAACUGGAAAGUGACUGGCAAAAAAACAAUAGCAACAACAAAGCGGCGAUAAAAACCAAAGUGCGCAUUGUUUUUGUCAUUGUAUCACACACACACACACACAGGCACACACACCACACUUACACACUCAUACUCACACUCCCACUCAGACUCAGACUCAGACUCACACUUAACGGUUGGUGUCAGCAGCGCUCUUGUUGUUGUCAUCAGUCGCCUCUGGGCACUCAAUUAGGCCCAACAACAAUAACAAGCGCCAAGGCAAACACAGUUGAAAGCGAGCGCAGCCACGCCCACGGACCACAGUUCGCCGCCCGCCCUUACGCGUGUCUGUAAGGUAGGCACACACACGCGUGCAAGCGAGCUGUGCGUGUGUGAGUGUCUGCGAGUGUGAGUGUGUGUGUGUGCGUGUGCGUGAGCGUUGCAAGCUUGGUCGUGGCGGGGGUGGUGGGGCGCUCGCUUGUGCAUUGAGUUAAUGUGACAAUGAAACUGAGCGUCAGCGCGUAUCGGGCGCAUGCAUCCGCACACAAGAAGAUCCUCUCCAGCGGCUAUCAUUCCCAGCUCAAUUACGGCAGCACUGGCGCCGCCGCAGCAUCCUCCUCCUCAUCCGCGGCAGCAGCAGCGGCUACUGCAUCGGGCCUAUAUACGAUGGAAACGCAUGAGCAUGGCGGCAAGUUUCCAAAGGAUAUGGCGCGUGCUAUGGAGUGCAACAGCGAUACGGAUGUUAUCAGCCCCACGGGCACCAGCAGUUCGGGCGGCGGUGGCGGCGGCGGAGGAGGACCAGACAACAGCGGUGGCCAUCAUAAGCGGCAUCACAAAGGCAGCAGCUCCUCCUCGGCAGCAGCGGCCGCAGCAGCGGCAGCCGCUAUGGCUCACGAUGAUGCGCACUCAUCGGACAGCAAGAGUCCCAGUCAGCGGAAAUCGCGUAUCGGAGAUGGAGCUUCGGAUCCAGAUUCCGAUUGGACGCGCUCGAAUCAGCGCUGGAUGAAGCUACGCACAACCGUGCAAAUAUCAUCGGCCAUACAGAAGAAACCACCGCUCAAACGCGAAGAUUCAUUCCUGAAGCGUUUCUCAACAAGACAAAUACCCGAAACACAGGAAACUGUUGAGGAUACGGGUUCAGAAAGUGCCUCUGGUGACGUCGAUAAAACUGUUAAGCGCCGUCGUCGCUAUCUGCAGAAACGACGCUCCGUUGUUAAUCCAGAUGAGAAUUUUUACUUCUAUUGGCUCAUGAUGUUAACUAUAUGUGUUCUAUAUAAUCUAUGGACCCUCAUUGUGCGGCAGAGCUUUCCCGAACUGCAGCAAGCUGUGCCUACCUUUUGGCUUAUCUGCGAUUCAAUGACAGAUGUUGUAUUUAUCUUAGAUAUAAUAGUUCAAUUACGCACAGGCUAUCUGGAGCAGGGUCUAAUGGUAUACGAUGAUAAAAAACUCGCCUGCCACUAUGUGCACUCGCGUGAGUUCAUCUUUGAUAUGAUGGCGCUAAUACCAUUGGACCUGCUCCAACUGAAGAUGGGCACACAUCCGCUUUUGCGUUUUACGCGCUUUUUUAAAGUAUAUCGAUCUGUGAGAUUUUAUUACAUUGUAGAGAGUAGAACCGUUUGGCCAAAUUUAUGGCGCGUUGUUAAUCUUAUUCAUAUCCUCUUAAUAUUGGCCCAUUGGUUCGGUUGCUUCUAUUUUUUGCUCUCCGAGGCGGAGGGCUUUCAGGGCGAUUGGGUGUAUCCGUAUCGACCAGGUGACUAUGCGACGCUGACGCGCAAAUACUUGGGCAGCUUGUAUUGGUCGACGCUGACGCUGACGACAAUUGGAGAUCUGCCUACGCCGGAAACGAAUGCCGAACCGAACUUUUCGGUGGACGGCCCCAGAUCCAUUCCAAGACGCGGCAUUAAGUCUCGCCUGCUGCAGUUUGGCUCUAGUUAUGGGUAUAUUUUUACAAUCGUUAGCUAUCUGAUUGGUGUUUUUAUCUUUGCGACUAUUGUGGGCCAAGUGGGCAAUGUGAUAACAAAUCGUAAUGCAAAUCGACUCGAGUUCGAGCGUCUACUCGAUGGUGCCAAGACAUACAUGAGACAUCACAAGGUGCCUGGUGGGAUGAAGCGUCGCGUGCUGCGGUGGUACGACUACAGUUGGUCACGUGGUCGGAUACAGGGUGGCGGUGAUAUAAACACCGCGCUGGGUCUGCUGCCCGACAAACUGAAAACCGAAUUGGCCUUACACGUGAAUCUGAGCGUGCUGAAGAAGGUGACCAUAUUCCAAGAGUGCCAGCCCGAGUUUCUGCACGAUCUCGUGCUCAAAAUGAAGGCGUACAUCUUUACGCCGGGCGAUUCGAUAUGCCGCAAGGGUGAAGUUGCUCGCGAAAUGUUCAUCAUAGCCGAUGGCAUACUCGAGGUGCUCAGCGAGACGGGCAAGGUGCUGACCACAAUGAAGGCUGGCGAUUUUUUCGGAGAAAUCGGCAUACUCAAUCUGGAUGGACUAAACAAACGCACUGCGGAUGUGCGCUCGGUGGGCUACUCGGAGCUGUUCUCGUUGUCGCGCGAGGAUGUGCUGGCUGCAAUGAAGGACUAUCCCGAUGCGCAGGAGAUUCUGCAGACGCUGGGACGCAAGCGACUCAUGGAGGUGCGUUGCGUGAACAAAAAGUAUGCAAAGGCGCAGAGCGACAAGGAGGCGGCGGCGUAUGCAGCAGCUCAUCCACAUCAUUCGCAUGCGCAUGCGCAUGGGCAUGGACACCAUCAUCAGGUGCAUCAGAGCGACAGCAGCGAGAACAGUGCCUCCAAGAAGAUUGUGGAUAAGCUGAAGCAUGACGUCAAAGGCUUUCGCAAUGUGCUGAAGAAGUCCAGAACUUCACGCAAGAGCGACGAAUCGCUGGAGAUGCAGCCACUGCAUAUUACCUCACCACGUGGCAGCAAGAUUAUGCUGAAGCGCAUGUCGCGCGUACGCUCCGACGACAAGGAUGCGGACAGCGCCGAGGCCAAGGAUGAGCUGCACGACAAGACGCCCAGUCCCAUUGGUGCGGGUCUGCCGCUGCUACAGCGUCUGCGCCUGCUCAAGGAGAAGCAGGAUCGCGAAGAGCGAGCUGUUAAGUCCACACCACCACAGAAAUCUCCACCUCACUCACAUGUAACGUGUACGUUAUCGCCGCAGGAAUCGAUACAGGAGGAGCCCGAACGCGAGUUCAACGAAGGCUUUCCCCUGAUCCAGCGACUCCAGCAGCUGAAAAUUAAAAACGAGCCGCAGUCGUAUGCGACGACCGGCGAAACCGGCGGCCUCGUCAUGGCGAAUGCACCGGCUAACAUAAGCAGCAAGGUGGAUACCCAUGCGCACUUUGGAACUAGUGCGGUGACUAGUGCGGCAGUGACUAGUGCUGGCGUUAGUUCCGCAGCUGGUGCCGCUGCUCAGUCGCUGGCCGUGGCCCAGAUCAAGCCCAUUAUGAAGGUUUCCUUCAAGCAGAAGAUUCAGCAGCUUCAAGCUGGCGGUGGAGGUGGAGCAGCCGCUGCUCCGAAAGAGAGCGCUGCUUCCACGGGCGCCAUUGCCAAGAAGGAGCCACCCAAGUCCUUGGCUGUGGUGGCCAAACAUGCGGCAAGCAGCACGUUGCACGUUGAUCCCACAGCUGGUUCAGUUGGUGGGCUGGUGGGCGUUGCUAGUGGUGGUGGUGGUGGCGGUGGUGCCUUGACAGCCAGCAGUAGUCUGCCCAUUGCCACCAUAUCGAAGAAGGUAACAAAGCCAUAUUCGAAGCUGAGCACGCCGCUGCAGUCGGAUACGGAUACGGAUGGCACGCCCAUUAAGCCCUGGUCCAAGCUCAAGCUGGCCACGCUCAUGUCCUCCAGCUACACCAGCCUGACCAACUGCUCGCCCGACGAUCUGGCAACGCCGCUCAAAAACUACUCGCUCAGCAAUAUACCGCAGCAAAUGGAAACGGGCGGCGACACCAGCCGCGCCAGACACCACAGCGCGCGCAGCUCGCACUCGCCGCGUCACACCCAUGGGCACGCCCACGCGCAUGCCUCCGGCUCGAGCACCUGCUCCUCCAGCGCGCAAAGCACGCUGAGCACCACGCGCGAGUGCCUGCGACUGCAGAAGCCGCCGCAAGAGCCGCUGGCUGCCGCCGAGGCGGAAACGAAGGAGGGCGCCCGCGGCCGGAAGUUCUAUCAGAGCGUAUUCGAUCUGUCGCCGGAGUACUGCGGCCUGCCGUUCGUAAAGCGUCUGAAGAUUCUCAACGAGCGCCAGAAGCUGGCCGAGCUGGAGAAGGCGCUGCAGACGCGCAGCUUCAGCCUCGACUGCUCCAGCACCAAGUCGAGCAACAACAUCGAAGUGCCCAUUACGGAGUCCUUGUAUCGCUGCUAUAGCGACACCUCUGGCAUUUACUCGCAGUUCAUGAGCACCUACGAGUCCACUACGAGUUCUGCCUCCGUUUCAACCAACACAUCCGCCUCGGCUUCGGCAUCGGCCUCCGCAUCGGACAGCAAUUCGAAGCUGCCUCCGCAGCAGCUACAGCUGCUGGAAUACAUGCCGCUGAGUCCGGAAUCGAAUGAAACAGUGGAGCGACGCAAGCUGAAGAGCAUACUGAAGAAGAUGCAGAAAGGAGAGGGCAGUGCGACUGAUGGAAACGGAAAUGGAGCUUCGGGUGGAGGAGGAGGAGAUGGUGAUGCCCAAGAGGAGGCGAACACCAAGGCAAAAAGCAGGGGGCGGGGGCUGUUGACGGAGCCAACCUUGGAAGGGUACGUGGCUAGGCACAGUAAGCUCUUGAAGAGUGUAACCUUCCAUUCAACUCUUUCUAGCCCGCCCGCCAGUGCCAAAGAGGAAGGUCAGUUCGCUGCCUUCAGCGCAAACGUGAACGCGAUCGCGAGCGCGACCUCGAAUCUCAGUAGUAGUACCCAGAGCCUUAGUUUAGCCAACGUAACGCACGGUAACGGUAAUGGUAAUGGUAACGGUAGCGUCGCUAAUCUCGGUAUCGGCAUCGGUAGUGUUAACGAUAAUCUGGCAACGCCAACGAAUUCGCUGCGACCACUGGCAGAGGCGUCCGUCUGGUCGCCGACGUUGGCAUUGGUAACGCCAACGAAUUCGCCGCAAGAUAGUUUCCCAUUCGAGCCACAAGAACUGAGCGGCGUCAUCGCUGGCGUUGGCAACGCCUCAACGUCGGCUUCGGCUUUGGCUUCGUCGUCAACUACAGCAACAGCUUCGUAUGUGGUCGAAUGCUCAUCGAUGUCCUCAUCGAAUAAGAUACUCUCACAGAAUAGCGAAUUUCAUGCACAAUCCACAACAUCCACAGAUUUGAAUUUGAAUUUGCAGCUCAGACAGAACACGACGAAUUCGUCAGCAUCUGGUGGCGGUCAAGUGCCAAAACUGGAAGGCUUUCCAGAGGCACAGGAUUACUUCAAUCAGAUACUCAGCGGCAUCAAUCAGGUGAUCAAGACGCACAUGAACGACAUGCACUCGAAGUUCGAGACACAGUUCUCCACCAUGGCGGGCGAGGUGCGACGUCGCGACGCCAUCAUUGCCCAGCUGCAGCUCAAGCUGCGCGCCAUCGAGCAGAAGCCGACGACGUCGUCAACGGCGCUGAUGCGACGCCAGAGGCGCGAGAAGCACUCACAGAUAUCCGUGGACGAUGACGAGCCAAACGAGCAGGACAACAGCAGCUCCGGCUCAUCAGCGGAGCUGCUCUUUAUGCGUGGCGACUCGCUGGAUACGGUGUUCACCUCCUCGCCGCCCAUACAGGGCAGACGCAGCAUAUCGCCAGGUCCGAGUCGGCAUCAUGCUGCCUCCGCGAAUGCGCUCAACUGUCCAAGCAGCUACUACAGUGGACCCGGCGCGCUUAGCACGCGUCAUGCCCAAAGUCAUCCGAGCUUCUACACGCCGCACGGCAAUGGACGCCAGUCCAGUCGUGGUGGCUAUCACGAUUGGGAGCAGCGCAGCAUGCAGGCGGGCAUUGGUGGCAGUGGCAGUGGCAGCGCCAUGAUGAUCAGCGAUGUAACUGGCAAUCUGACGCGACUGUCGGACAGCGUGAUACUCGAUAUAGGCGAGAGCUCUAGCUCCAGCAGCAGCUCGAGCAAAAUGAACAUUACGGGCAUCGAUGACGACGACGAGGACGAAGAGGCGGAGGAUGAGCUGAGCGGCGCUGCCUUGGUGGGCAACACGGCGGGCACCAGCAGCAGCAGCAACGACUGGGAGGUGCAGAUGCUCGCUGCCGAAAUGGAGCGGCAGGAGCGCAAGCGCGGACACUCGCUCUCCGACAAUCUGGGCGAACUGCGCCACUGCAGCAGCUUUCUGCGGCGGCGGCGCAAGUACAGCGACACCGAAACCGAAUACAGCGAGACGGACCAGGAUGAGCGGCUAGCGGCGGCAGCUGUCACUGGGGAGCAGCUUAGCAGCACAGUCAGCACCAGCGCAGCAGCGGCAACUACAACGAUAGUGGAUGAAGCGGCUGCUGCAAGUAGUGGCAGCAAUAGACCGCGCGCCUCCAGCUUGGAUCAGUUCAAUCUGCGCUAUGGCAUCGGGCGUGGCAUCUUUAAAGCAAUGAGCAUCGAUCGUGAUAAAGACAAGCUCUGAGAACUAUAAUUCGCUCGCCAGCCAAGCAACCAACAAGGACACACACACUAGGCUAAGCAUUUCAUACAUUAUACAGUAUUACAAACAGACAAAACACAGACGAUAUACAAGCUACACAUAUACUAGAGACUAUAUACAUAUAUAUAUGUACUCGAGAAACACAAUUAUGAUUAAGCUACAAAGGAUAUUCCAUAACAAUUAGUUUUACAAGAGUAUAGCAGAGCAGCAGCUAACCACUGUAAUUCUAAAGCUUACUUUGAGUUCUAUCGAUAAUCGUUAAUCGCUUUCCGACUUAUUUCCAAUGCAGUCGUAUGUGUGUGAGACUGAGUGAGUGUGUGCUAAAGACCCACAUUAUACCGUCCUAUAGAUAGCGUCCAGGCCAUUGGCGCACAUUUGUUUUAAAUAUAUAUGUGCAUGCGUGUGUGUGUGUUUGUAAAUUCUCAUUUGCCUUGUUUAUCGAUUACAGUGGUUACUGUUAGCUGAACCGAAAUUAAUGAGAACAACUAAAUGUAAAUACCUCUUAUCCUUAGAGACUCUUAAGUGUAUUGACAGACAAGCACAUAACAAGCUAAUAUAUAUAUACAUACAUAUACAUCUAUAUGUAUACAAAUAUUAGUGUAAUGAAAACCGAAAGCUUUAAUAACUUAUAUAGAGAACUAUUUAAGAGACGUUUUAAGUACUAAUCAAUUCAAGAAGCAAACAAAAGCAAAGGCAAAC
Messenger RNA from Drosophila busckii, 7938 nucleotides. It is a transcript of the gene Cngl, whose product is annotated as platelet binding protein GspB. Gene Ontology annotation, cellular component: membrane. Gene Ontology annotation, biological process: monoatomic ion transport; transmembrane transport. The coding region runs from base 1168 to 7221 and encodes 2017 amino acids. The record is from RefSeq and is a predicted model, not a curated record. Gene Ontology annotation, molecular function: monoatomic ion channel activity; protein-containing complex binding. Lineage: Eukaryota; Metazoa; Arthropoda; Insecta; Diptera; Drosophilidae. The transcript has 19 exons.